Molecule: messenger RNA, 415 nt
Organism: Drosophila busckii
Lineage: Eukaryota; Metazoa; Arthropoda; Insecta; Diptera; Drosophilidae
Gene: Mocs2A
Product: molybdopterin synthase sulfur carrier subunit
Exons: 1
Coding region: 112-390 (92 amino acids)
Biological process (GO): Mo-molybdopterin cofactor biosynthetic process
Source: RefSeq, a predicted model, not a curated record
UCAUUUUGUUAAUAGAAAAGUAUUGAACCAUUAAAUAGCUGUUUUGCUGAACCAGGUGCUUUGUGAGUGCGAAGAUGUUAAGAUAGUACAAGUUACUAGUUGUACUUCAAAAUGAGUGUUGAGGAGUCACCGCCGCUUAUUAAAGUAAACAUUUUAUUUUUUGCAAGAAGUCGUGAGUUAGCAGGAACGGCUUGUGUUGUAUUAGAAAUUGAGCCGCUGAUCAUUGCAAAGGACUUAGUUAACCAACUAGUUGAUCGAUUUGACUUGGGCAGCAUAAGCCAGAACCUUAUUAUUGCUCACAACGAAACUUACAUAGAGAAUCUUGACGUAGAGAUACAUUUACAUCAAGGAGACGAAAUUGCAGUAAUACCACCUAUUAGUGGAGGAUAAAGCACCUAAAAUAAUCAUGGAUCAU